Molecule: messenger RNA, 642 nt
Organism: Marmota flaviventris (yellow-bellied marmot)
Lineage: Eukaryota; Metazoa; Chordata; Mammalia; Rodentia; Sciuridae
Gene: Il37
Product: interleukin 37
Biological process (GO): cytokine-mediated signaling pathway; positive regulation of gene expression; inflammatory response to antigenic stimulus
Cellular component (GO): nucleoplasm
Molecular function (GO): cytokine activity
Source: RefSeq, a predicted model, not a curated record
AUGUCCGUUUUGGAGGACAACACAGGAGAGAACAUGGACUUCGAAGACUGGGAAGAAGAGGAAGCCCAGUGCUGCUCAGAAGACCCAGAUGGAAGCCCCAUGGAGCCAGGCCAGAGCCAAGCCUCUGUGAGUUCUGUGCAUACAAGUCCAAGAGUGAAGGCCAAAGAGCCCCAGAAAUUCAGCAUUUUCGACCGUGAUCAUAAAGUGUUGGUCCUGGACUCUGGGACCCUCAAAGCAAUUCCAAAUAAAAGCUACAUCCUCCCAGAGACAUUCUUUGUGUUGGCCUCACAUCUGGCAAAGUCCUCCGAGGAGAAAGGGUCUCCCAUUUUGUUGGCCGUCUCUAAAGGGGAGUUCUGUCUCUGCUGUGACAAGGACAAAGGAAAAUGUCAGCCAUCCCUUCAGCUGAAGAAGAAGAAGCUGAUGAGUCUGGCCGCCCAGAAGGAGACUUCGCGCCGGGCUUACGUCUUCUACAAGUCUAAGGUGGGCUCGCGGUACACCCUGGAGUCCGCUGCCCACCCUGGCUGGUUCAUCUGCACGUCCUGCAAUUCCGGUGAGCCUGUUACAGUGACGGAUAAAACCGGGCGAAGGAAACACACCGAGUUUUCAUUCGAGAAUCCUAGCAAAACUGAAAUGAGCCAGUAG